AUGAAAGAGACAAUUUCCAUGGAUAAUGAAGAUGCCCAAAAACGUCUGCUAGUAAAGUGUGAGGACGACGAUGAAGGUGAUAUGCACCCGCACUGCGUUCACGGGCCAACUAUAUUAUUUUACCAUGCCGACAAGGGACCAGAACAUGGUUAUUACGGAUGCUCCGCUUAUCGCGAUAAAAAGCUUUGCCCUUACUAUGUAUCUGUGGCAGAUUUGAAUGUGAAACAUUUUCGGCGACAAUAUGAUACGUCCACAGUGGUAUAUCGGGACAUGAGGAAAAGGGUAUGUAAACAUGCUUUUUUUGAGGAUGCAGGAGAUAAUCCAAAGAAACACUAUUGCUUGACGUGCAACAAGCCGUUGGUUAGCGACGACCUGGACCAACAUUCAAGCCACAAUGUAAAACAGAAUUUGUCGAGACGUUUUCUUCAGGAUCCCACUUUAUUUCUGCCGCCAUUGAAUAAUGACAAGGCCCAGGCUCAAUAUUUCUUUGACGACAAGUCACUACAGUUUUUUGAGAAUUCUUUACGUAACUUGAAGAUUAGUAAAGUCAUUUGCAUGGGAGCGCCUCGUCUACAUUGCUAUUUGUCCUCCAAACCAUGCAAUCCAAUCAAAAGCUAUUUAUUAGACAUUGACCAUCGCUUCGUUUUCUUCUACGAUGACACACGAUUUGCAUGGUUCAACAUGUGCAACAAUCACUUUUUCGAUGAUCUACAAAAGCAGGAGUUUUAUAAAUUUCUCAAGUGCCAGAGUAACGACGAAAGACUUCUAAUAUUUACGGAUCCUCCAUUCGGUUGCCGCACCGAAUUAAUAGGAAACACUCUACAGAAAAUGACACGACUUUACAGUAAAAUCAAUCAGCUACCAUACCAACCACUGCCCAUAUUCUGGGUAUUUCCAUAUUUCCUAGGACAGUAUGUACAAAAAGUUGUGCCCUCACUACAGAUGUCGGACUACAAAAUCAACUACACCAAUCAUGAUUCAUACACGGACAUUGGCAAAUUGGCACGCAAACAAGGCUCUCCUGUGCGUCUGUUUACCAACGUACCUCUGGAAAUAUUAAAACUACCGGUCAACGAACAAUAUAAAUAUUGCUCCAAAUGUCAGAAAUACACGGCUUUGGAAAACCGCCAUUGUGACAUGUGCCGAUGUUGUCCCUCCAAGAAUGGAUCCACAUACAGGCAUUGUCAUCAAUGCGGAUUGUGUGUAAAACCUUCGUAUGUCCACUGUCGAAAUUGUCGUCGGUGUACACAAAAGGAAGGUCACAACUGCACCGAAUAUCAGAAAUACCAAACGUGCUAUAUAUGCCGAACUGUUGGUCAUACGGAAGAGAAAUGUGACUUUUGGAAGAAGAAGGCCAUACAUCGAAUAUUUCCAUUGACUGCAAGUGGAAAUGUCAAUGCAAAGAAUGAUGUUAUUAUUUGUAUUUUAUGUAAUAAAAGUGGCCACAAUGAAAUGAACUGUGACAUGCGUGCCGAGUAUUUAAAGGAAUAUACAUUUAUGGGCGAAACUCAACUGUGUGAAAAUGUAGAGCGGCGAACAUCACCAUCGUUAUCUUCAUGGAAAUCUAAAGAAUUUUGA
This is a messenger RNA of Musca vetustissima, 1578 nucleotides long. Its product is annotated as rRNA N6-adenosine-methyltransferase ZCCHC4. Gene Ontology annotation, biological process: rRNA methylation. The record is from RefSeq and is a predicted model, not a curated record. The transcript has 5 exons. Gene Ontology annotation, molecular function: rRNA (adenine-N6-)-methyltransferase activity. Lineage: Eukaryota; Metazoa; Arthropoda; Insecta; Diptera; Muscidae. Gene Ontology annotation, cellular component: cytoplasm; nucleolus. The coding region runs from base 1 to 1578 and encodes 525 amino acids.